AUGUCUGAUGUCCCUCUUACACCACCACGGAGAAGUAAAAAACACUCCACUUUCACCACGCCAAAUCAGUAUGCCUUGCUUACUCCAGCAACAAGCACAAAAAAACCAAAGAAUUUUGCACACACCAGUGGAAGUGCCAACAGACUAUCGCUAGUUACGCCAAACACUCCACAGAAGUCUCCAUCCAAGUUUGGCAUCCACAGGAAAAGGAAUCUCAAUGAUAUAUUUACUGAAUCAAAUACACUUGCUAGCGAGAAAUUGCCAAUGGGGCUAUUUCUACCCUCGCCUCAUAUAGUUGGCUCGGGGAGAAAUGGCAAGCAUUUGCCUGUUACAAAUAGAACUGAAGUCAGGGAGACUCCUUCGACCCCAACCAAACAGGUAAUAGAUGAGGAUACGGUGAGGCAGUGGCAUGACAACAGUGAUGAUAAUGAUGAGGAAGAAGAAGAAGUCGAGGUUACGACUUGGGAGGAAACGCAAAAGAUCCCAAAGGCAAAGUUGCCAAAUCCAUUUUUGACCAGCACUGACAGUAGCUUCAAGGAAGACAAAAAGGAGGAGUUUACAUUGGGCAACUUGUCCAAUCCAUUUUUAGACAAUAAGGAGACUAAGGGGGAAGAAGGAAUCGAUUACAAUACUCAUAUGGAAUUGAUCAAUAAUAAAACAGGGCAACGAAAAGUGGUGAAAUUAACCAAAAAUCAGAUGAAGAUAAAGCCAAAGAAGUUGUCGUUUGAGGGGAUGUAG
Molecule: messenger RNA, 738 nt
Organism: Lodderomyces margitis
Lineage: Eukaryota; Fungi; Ascomycota; Pichiomycetes; Serinales; Debaryomycetaceae
Gene: SOL1
Product: Sol1p
Exons: 1
Coding region: 1-738 (245 amino acids)
Source: RefSeq, a predicted model, not a curated record